Durotheca rogersii is the source of this 7661-nucleotide messenger RNA. Its product is annotated as PP2C-domain-containing protein. The record is from RefSeq and is a predicted model, not a curated record. The transcript has 3 exons. Gene Ontology annotation, molecular function: protein binding; adenylate cyclase activity; magnesium ion binding. Lineage: Eukaryota; Fungi; Ascomycota; Sordariomycetes; Xylariales; Xylariaceae. Gene Ontology annotation, biological process: intracellular signal transduction; cAMP biosynthetic process. The coding region runs from base 590 to 6997 and encodes 2135 amino acids.
GUACCUGGCCCGUUAACUGGCGAAACCUGCGAAACCUGCGAAACCUGCGAAGAACUGCCUCCAAGCCCUCAAGUCCUGCCGCCUUUCUGUAGCGUCUUUUUCGUCUCUCCUCCGUAACCCAGCCUUGCCUCCUCAUCUCCUUCCCGCAACCCCCUCCCGCGUCGGGCUCCAUCGUCUUCCCUACCCACCUCGACUAGCUUUGGACGCAUUCUCUCUAUACCCUCUCCUCUCCCUUCCUCUCUCUCCCUCACACUCUCUCCCUCCCCCCCUUCGUCCUCCAUAUACUCUACUACCUACUCGCCUACCUGCUCGCCUACCAACCUUCCCAGUCAGAGCCACCUGCGCGCCGCCUUUCUCCGCGCACAUCAGACGCCGCCCGCCACUUACAUAGCCGAUCCUACUUACACACUUACAUCCCACCUAAUCUGCCCAUCCACCCACCAACCAACCUGCCUAGCUUCGCAAUCCGUACCCUCCAACCCACCCGCCGCCCUCCUCUCGAGUGGGAAAUGACCUGCCCCAUCUUUUGUUGAUGGCGCUGCCUUCUUGACUCUAGCUGUAGCUGCGAGGACCGGCGUAAGAAGUGACCAUGACGAGAGAUGAUGGCCGCAUCACCUCCUUCGCGAGUUCCAGCAGCGGACACUCCAAUAUCACCCUGAAGGCCUCUGCUCCCACCCGCUCCGUCUCUGUCUCCUCCGCCCCGACCAAAGCCACCCCGAAACCCAUCAAGACGGGUGAGCAUGGCAAAUUCAGGUCGUUCAAGGAAGAGUCCCAGGUCUCGCCGACGGCUUCUGGCCAUCGCAUCGCUUUAUCGCCGUCUUCGACCGCUUCUAGCAGCUCCCUCCUCGACAGCCGUCGACUGAGCGAUCUCACCAAUUACCGCCGUGACCUUGCAGUCCUCGACCCCUCUGGCGGCCGCAUUCCGCAGAUCCAGCGAGACCCCCCCACGACUAGCUCGCACUCCCAGUCGGGUGUGGCUCCCUGGAUGUCUACGAACGGUGGUUCUGGUCCUAGCGCGUCCCCGAGCGCCUUCGCGACCAGCUUCUAUAACGACUCGAGCGAUAACCUGUCUACCAACUCGCAAUUGUCGCCCGCCUUCCGAAUGGGUUCUUCGCGGCCUAGUCAGUUAUCGAACAAUGAUUCUCCCGAUGCGGCCUACUAUAUCGACGACAGGCGGCCGUCGGCGGCGAGCAUGACCACGACCAGCAGCCAGGGCUCCAAAAACAGUAGCAGCCGGGGCGGGUUCAAGAAAUUACAGGGGUUUUUCGGCGAGGAUUUUCCAGGCCGUGAUUCGUCUGAGACUAGCUUACCAGCGCCCACUCCCCAAGGUCAAGGCAAAGAUCAACGCUCCUAUUCUUUCAACCGACCACGUCGAGGGAGGAAUGACUCGAACGCGACGGACCACACGCGAGACCCUUCGCCCUCCUCUUCCCGCCCACGAACACCGGUGCCAUCGAGCGACGUAGUACCAUUCUUGUACCAGGAGGUCAACGACAUCGCUAAAUACGGCGAGGCCCCAGUUCGAGAGAUGCUAGCUGGCCCGGAUAAAGAGCGCUUCACCCAAGACAACUAUGCACAAAUACCACCCAAGACUUCGUCCUCCUCCCGGUCCGGUCACUCUAUCGUGCAUCUGGGCAGCCACCAUCGCCACCACAAGAGUAACGAUGAUCCCAACACGUUGCGGCCAGUCGUCAGCCGUGAGGACUCGGCCCCGAGCAUCUACAACGUGAAGGAAAGGGGGGGAUCGAACGCCACAGCACCGCGGUCGCGGGCCCAAAGCCCAACGCCGAGCAGUACCAGCAACGGCAGCAGACUCGCGUCCAUUGACGGGCAGACGUCGCCCGGCGCCUCGAACAAGCGAGGGAUCCUCGACCGCCUCCGACGGCACAAGAAUAAGGACGAAGGCGGCCAGGCUCGUCUGAGGGGUAUGCCCAACUCGUCGCGUUCUCUCGCGCCCGCGUCUUCGCGGCCAGACUCGUCGAGGGGGGGAGCACAGUCGCCUUACGACAAGCCUCUCCCUAGCCUAGACUCAGGAGGAACCCCGUCGUCUCGCCCCUACAACAGCCAUCGCCAAGCGACUUUUAACAACAAGUUUCCCUUUGCCAAGCGAGGUCGUGUGCACAAGUACUAUGACGAUCCCGACGAGCAUAUUGGCCCGACCGAUCGGAAUGACAAGGGUAUGAUGUUCCAUCUGGACACCAACCUGAACGAUAUGGAGGGCAUCUUGGCGCAACCACAGCCGUUGACGCCCAUGGAGCCUUCGAUGUUUCAACUAACGGAAGCCGAACUCGAGCCGAUCCAGGGUAGGGGGGGUGGAGCAUGGAAUGCGCCGGAUAGCUGGGCUGUCCGCCGCAACGCUGAAGAGAGAGAAGCCCAUGUGCCCGAAGUCGACGAUGUUGGAACCCCGCCUCGACCGGAGGAGAAGACGACCCCCCAUUGUAUACGGGUUUUCCGCGCUGACGGUACUUUUGCCACGGUGCAGAUGCCGUUGAACGCAACCGUGGCCGACGUUAUGGCCCAGGUCGUUAAGAAGACCUUCGUCACCGAGGGCCUCGGGAAUUACCACAUCGUGCUGAGAAAGCAUAACCUAUCCCGAGUCUUAGCCUCUACGGAGAAGCCGCUUCUCAUACAGAAGAGGCUGCUGCAGCAGGUCGGCUACGAAGAGAGGGAUCGCCUUGAGGAUAUCGGUCGCGAGGACAACGGGUACCUAUGUCGUUUCCUAUUCCUCUCGGCCAGGGACCGUAGUUUUACCGCUGUCCCGCAAGACCUCGCACCCGGCAGAGGCGCGAAGUUCAACCACAUCGACCUUACCGGACGAAACUUGGUUACAAUCCCCAUUACGCUCUACUCCAAAACCGCCGAUAUCAUCUCCCUAAAUCUUUCCAGGAACUUAUCUCUCGACCUCCCGCGGGACUUUAUCCAGGCCUGUCCCCAGCUGCGUGAUAUCAAAUACUCCGGUAACGAGGCCCGGAAACUUCCCAUCAGCAUUGGGAGGACGGGCCGACUGACGUUUCUCGACGUGUCCAACAACCGUUUAGAGGAAUUAGAACACGCCGAGCUUGGCCGGCUGACAGGCAUGUUGAAACUGAAUUUGGCUAAUAAUCGCCUCAACCACCUGCCUAAAGAAAUCGGCGCUUUCAACCUACUCCGGUCUCUGAACAUCUCGUCUAAUUUCCUGGACAAGUUCCCUGUAUUCUUAUGCGACCUAGAGGGCAUAGUAGACAUCGAUAUCAGUUUCAAUUCAAUCUCUUCCCUGCCCGACGAGAUUGGGAGGCUCCGGACCAUGGAAAAGUUCGUCGUGACCAACAACCGACUGGCGGGAUCCUUGCCGUCGACGCUCAGCGAUUUGAUAAACCUCCGCGAACUGGACAUCAAGUACAACGCACUCACCACUAUCAACGUCCUAUCUGACCUCCCGAAGUUGGAAAUCGUAUCCGCGGACCACAACGCGAUCUCUCAGUUCGUCGGCAGCUUCGAGCGGGUCCGCAGCUUGAAGUUGAAUUCCAACCCUAUCACCAAGUUCGAGAUUGUGAGCCCUGUGCCGACUCUCAAGAUACUCAACCUGUCCAGCGCCCAGCUCGCCAGUAUCGACGGCUCUUUCAAUAACAUGGUGAAUUUGGAGAGACUUGUGCUGGACCGCAACUACUUCGUGUCCCUUCCCAACACCAUUGGUAACCUGAGGAGGCUGGAGUAUUUCAGCAUAGCUCACAAUUCGGUGGGCGAGCUACCACCAGAGAUCGGUUGUCUGAACGAGUUGAAGGUGCUGGAUGUCAGGGGGAACAACAUUAGGAAAUUGCCGAUGGAGCUGUGGUGGGCAAACAAACUGGAAACACUGAACGCCUCCUCGAACGUGCUCGAUAAUUUCCCGAAGCCAGCCUCGCGACCGCCACAAAUGCCCGGGGAAUCUUCCGGCUCGCCCUCGGCAAACAACAAGCUGCAGACGGGGCUCUUAUCUCACGCGUCUAGCUCGGAGGACCUUCUACCGGACGGGUCGCGGCGGCCUAGCCAGGUUUCGAGCACGCUACUGAGCGUCGGGCCCUCGCCCAUCCCGUCAGGGGACAGAAAGAGCUCCGUCGUCUCGGUGUACGGAAAAGGGGGGCGGAAGACCUCGGUCCUCUCACGAAGCGCAGCGACCAACAGCAGUACUAACGGAAUCAUAACCCCAGUGGCGGCCUUGAGGAAGGAUUCUGGGCUUUCUAGCCGGCUGACAAACACAUUUGCCGGAUCGCUGAGAAACCUCUACCUAGCCGAUAACCAGCUCGAUGACGAUGUGUUUGAUCAGAUUACGCUCCUAGCUGAGUUGCGCAUUCUGAAUUUGUCUUACAACGAGCUUAGCGAUAUGCCGCAACGCUGCAUCAAGAACUGGCCUCAGCUUGUGGAGCUUUACUUGUCUGGCAACGAUCUGACUAGCCUACCAGUUGACGAUCUAGAGGAAUAUAGCUUACUUCAGGUACUCCACAUCAACAACAACAAGUUCACGAAUCUCCCGGCAGAUAUCUCGCGAGCCAAGAAGCUGGCCGUUUUGGAUUGCGGGAACAAUGCUCUCAAAUACAAUAUCUCGAACGUGCCGUACGACUGGAACUGGAACUUGAACCCGAAUUUGCGCUUCCUCAACUUGUCGGGCAACAAGCGAUUAGAAAUUAAACACACGAACCUGGGCCUCGGGUCGAUGAAUCGCGAGCAGUAUACCGAUUUUAGCCGGUUACUAAAUCUCCGCGUGCUGGGGCUGAUGGAUGUCACGCUUACGCAACCGAGCAUACCAGACCAGAGCGAGGAUCGACGUGUCAGGACUUCGGGCUCGCUAGCCGGUCACCUGCCAUACGGCAUGGCUGAUACGCUGGGUAAGAACGAGCAUUUAUCAACCAUAGAUUUGGUGGUUCCGAGGUUCAACUCCUCGGACACGGAAACGCUCUUGGGCUUGUUCGACGGCCAAGCCCUAUCCAGCGGCGGUUCUAAGAUUGCCAAGUAUCUCCACGAAAAUUUCGGGCACAUUUUCACUAUGGAGUUGAAGGCUCUGAAACAACGCUACAACGAAACGCCGACUGACGCGCUUAGGCGUGCGUUCCUCGCCCUCAACAAAGACCUAGUAACAGUGGCUAUCGAGCAUACCGAGAAGAGACCCUUGUUGUCGCACCGCGGUUCGUCCGCACCCGUGGUCUUAAGCAAGGAAGACCUCAACUCCGGGGGCGUCGCUACGGUUGCAUACCUUCAAGGUCAAGAACUAUACGUUGCCAACGUCGGCGACGCCCAGGCUAUGCUCAUCCAAUCCGAUGGCUCACACAAGAUUCUCACGCGGAAGCACGACCCCGCCGAGCCGAGCGAACGUCAGCGAAUACGCGAUGCCGGAGGCUGGGUAUCGAGACAGGGGAAGUUGAAUGACGCUCUCGAAGUCUCUCGCGCUUUCGGCUUCAUCGAUUUGAUGCCAGCAGUACAAGCUGCCCCCCACAUCACCCAAGUAUCUAUCACGCCGCAGGACGAAACAAUUUUAAUCGCUACGAAAGAGCUAUGGCAAUACCUAACGCCCGGGUUGGUGGUUGACGUUACCCGAUCAGAAAGAGGCGAUCUAAUGCGCACUGCCCAUAAGCUGCGAGACCUCGCCAUCGCUUACGGGUCGAGCGGGAAGAUAAUGAUCAUGAUGAUCAGCGUCGCCGAUCUUAAGCGGCGCCAGGAGCGAUCGGCCCGCCUCCAUAGGGGGCAGAGCAUGUCGCUGUAUCCUUCUGGUGUCCCGGAUGACUUCCAGUACCCGACCAAACGAGGCAGGAAGGCCAAGGGCGAGGUUCAGGACUCUACCUUGCAUAGGCUCGAGGCCGAAGUCCCCGCUCCGACGGAUAAACCAUCGAUUGUGUUUACCGAUAUUAAGAAUUCGACCAAUCUGUGGGAAAUGUAUCCUUCGGCCAUGAGGUCUGCGAUAAAGCUUCACAACGAAGUUAUGCGGCGGCAGCUCCGCAGGAUCGGCGGGUACGAGGUCAAGACGGAAGGCGAUGCAUUCAUGGUUUCUUUCCCGACUGCUACUUCGGCAUUGCUGUGGUGCUUUUCGGUCCAAACCCAGCUGCUCGGCAUAGACUGGCCCUCCGAGAUACUGAACUCGGUAUCGUGCCAGGAAGUGUACGACAAGGACAAUAAUCUCAUUUUCAAGGGCCUGUCGGUCAGGAUGGGAAUCCACUUCGGCGAGCCGGUGGCCGAGAUUGAUCCUGUCACACGUCGCAUGGACUAUUUCGGCCCGAUGGUGAACAAAGCUUCCCGUAUUUCUUCUGUCGCCGACGGAGGUCAGAUCACCGUGUCUGCGGACUUCAUCUCAGAGAUCCAACGUUGCUUAGAGACGUACCAAGAAACCGACCGAAAUGCAUCUACAGGCUCCGACGAUACCUUCGACGCCGAUCUGCACUCGCCGGCGAUCCGAAGAGAAUUGAAAUCGCUAAGCUCGCAAGGCUUUGAGGUCAAGGAGAUGGGCGAGAGAAAGCUCAAAGGCCUAGAAAAUCCCGAGAUUAUCUACUCCCUCUAUCCGCAUGUGCUCGCCGGCCGUAUCGAGCACCACAAUAACAGUGCCGCCGCCGCCGAUAUGCCUGAGAAGCCCGCUACCCUUCAGGCCGGAAGCGACCUCGGGUUCGACCCAGAGAUAAUAUGGUCUCUUUGGAAAGUUAGUUUACGCCUGGAGAUGCUUUGUAGUUCUCUGGAAGAGAUGUCUGGCCGGGGACUGCAGCCGCCCGAGACGGAGUUGUUGGAGCGAAUGAAGCAACGAGGCGGCGAGGUCACGGAACGGUUCCUCUUCAACUUCAUGGAGCACCAAGUGAGCCGUAUCGAGACUUGCAUCUCUACUCUUUCGAUGCGGCACAUGGUCAUGGGCGGUGGCCAGAUCACCUCACUAGACGAUCUUCGAACGCCGAUGUCUGACGUUCUCGACACCCUUGCCACCCAGCUGUCUGAGCUCGAGAGGUACAAGGCCAAGUACGGCGACCUCGCUACCGAUAGCGAGGGCGAGGGAAACAGCACCGGUUAACAAGGAAUCUAAUCAACUCGGUCUCGGCCCCCUCGAGCUUCACCGCCCACCUUUCAGUAUAGCACAUCGACCUGGAGGAAGAAGAUUCCUAGUUGAGAUGGCGUUGAUCACGAGAUUCCCCCAAUGAAGAGCACCCGGCAGUGCUCAGAAAUGCUUGUUUGUUUUCGAAGAUCCCGACCAAAAAAAAAAGAGCGUGCGUGUUUUUUUGAAUACAAUCUUAAUAAGUGGGCAUGGUAUAGGAAAGGGGUAGGUAGGAGUGGGAGAGAUGAUUUUACAGGCAUAAUUAUUUACCGCGCUCUGCUUAUUCUCGUCACAGAGGCCGCAUGCUGGCGCUCUAUAGGAAAGGAACAGGGGUGUUUACCGAUGGGACGGGCCGGAUUGAUUUCCUCUUUUUUGAGUUGAGCUGUCUCUCUAAAAUUCCGUUGGCAUUGCCCAUCGUCACGAGACGGCAAUGUCCACGGGCUGGUAUUGCUCCCUAUGCCUCUUCUCGGCGUUAUAUAUAUGCGAAAGAAGAGGCCACCUCUAGCAGGUAGCAGGCGGAAUAGCCUGUCGUAUAGGAUAGGAUGGGGUGGCUUGACCCCUCAUCAAUAAUAUGCAAUUCACCGUAGUGACUAUUCUAUCCUAUGAACCUGUGUUGUUUUCGGUAUGACUGAUGAAACUAGUC